AUGUCAGAUCUCAUAUUUUGUACACUUCACGAACGUCAAGAUUUGCUCAAAAACAGUGUCAAAUUUUUAAAUGAGGUUUGCAUUUUUUUUUACAAUGGAGCGCAUUUGAAAAAAUAUUUUUGAAGGAAUGGCCGCGAAGCGAUGGAUCUCGUGAACAUUCCCAAAAUAAAUCAUGUCGAUCUUCCCCACCAAUGUCAUUUUUAUUGAUUAAUUCUGAAAAUGAAAUUGUUGGUCAUGCCAGAGUUUGUCAUUUGCCAAAUCGGUGGGUUUUGGGGGAUUUUGGGCUAUAUUUUUCUAUUAUAUUAUAUUUUUCUAAUUUAGUUUCGAAGAAUUGCAAAUUUUCUAUUUAUUUCCCCAGACAACUUAAUUUUUUGCAGCCCAAAAUCUCUAUGGAUCGAAUCAGUUAUGAUAAAAAACACAAUGAGAGGUCAAAAACUUGGCAAAAAAUUGAUGAAUUUGGUCGAAAAUUGGAUGCUAGAAAAUAAUUUCGAUGAAGCUUUUCUAUCGACAGAUGAUCAAGUCGAAUUCUAUAAAAGAUGUGGAUAUUUGGAAUGUGAUCCGAUUAUUCAUUCGACAACUUCUACUUCCGUUUUUCCAGCAAUGACUAAGUUUCAGGUAAAAAUAUAUUUGAAAGAAACAAACAUUUUUUUGAAAAAUAAGUUUAUUUUUCUCUGAAAAAUUAUUUAUCGCGGAAUAUUUCGAAUUUUAUGCCAUCUUUUAUUAAAAAAAACUUUAUUAAAACAAUAUAUCAAAACAUCAAGAAAUCCCCUUUGAUUAUUGAAUUAUUGAUGGAUAGCAAGUUUUAUGAGCUCUCCAGUAUAUACAACUAUCUCCUUUAUCACAAUCCGCAUCCGUUUUGCAUUCUCUUUUCUGUCCACAAUAAGCGAUUUGCAACAAAACGUAGAAAAAUGUCAAAAAUACAAGGAAUCUCAUUUUGAUUUGAAAUUUUCAUCGAAAAAUUGGGGUUUUAAAUUAGAUUUUUUCUUUUCUAAAAAAUUUGAAUUUGGGCUAAUAUGACGCUAUUUUAAGAAAUAUCAAGAAAACCAUAUUUUUUGAAAAUAUUUGAGAUUUAAAAAUAACUUUAUUGAAACAGAACAUUUAUUUCAAAACAUCAAGAAUGAAUUUUUCAAUUUUGUCGAAUUUUCGGUGGAUAGCACAAAUAAUGAGCUCUCCAAUAAAUACAACUAAAUCCUGGAUCACAAUCCGCAUUAGUUUUGCAUGGUUUUUUCUCCCAACAAAUUGCAGUUUGUAGGAAAACCAAGAAAAAUGUCAAAAAUACAAGGAAUUUCAUUUUGAUUUGAAUUUUUCAUUGAAAAAUUGGUGUUUUAAAUGAAUUUUUGUUUUUUUUUUGAUGAUUCAAAUGAAUUCAAAAAAUAUGUUUGGGGAACUUUCGAAAAAUUUAUGACUAAAAAUCUAUUUUUGGCUGAAAAAUGGAACAUCAAAAAAUUAGGACUACUGUAAGCACUGAACUUGACAAAAAAUGCAGAAUUUUUUCUGGGAUUACUGUAUAAACACUUAAUUUCACGCACAAAGCUCAAAAAAUAAGGUUAUGAUGGGUUACUGUGGUUAAAAACAUCGAACUUCACGCAAAAUUUUCUGGAUUACUGUAGACACCACACUUUACGCGCAAAAUCAUUUUUUUUUCCAGAACUCUGCCACAAUUGCUUCAAUACCCAAACCAUCUUUUUCAUCUCAACAAUCUACAGUAUGCUCAUCUACAGUACCCCCACCACCUCCUCCUCCUCCAAUUUCACCCGCCAAAUCCUCAAUUUCCACCACUUUACAUCAAUAUAUGCACAAAAAACUCUAG
Caenorhabditis angaria is the source of this 1810-nucleotide messenger RNA. The record is from the annotation of a GenBank genome assembly. Lineage: Eukaryota; Metazoa; Nematoda; Chromadorea; Rhabditida; Rhabditidae.